GGUAUCGGUACGUAAGUGUGGGCAUCUAAACCAUGUUAGUAUCGUACAUAACCAAAACCAGGAGGCAGGAACAUCCCUUAAAAACAGCCGUUUAGAUGGUCUGUCUUACCAAAUCGUUCAGCACGGAGCAAACUAUGGAUGCCGUAGUCGUGAAGUCAGCACCGGGCGGAGUGAGAGAGGCCGGCGGGCGGGGGUUGAGGCAGGCCCGCAGACGGAAGGCGCUCGGCCCGGUGGUUAGAGCCGGGCAUGUGGUGUUGUGCGUGGUGACCGUAGCGAACCUGGGGAUCGCGGUGUUUAACAUGGUGACCAUACAGCUGCUGUGGCAGGCGCGCACAGCCGGGGCAGGGGGGCAGGAGAACGGCACAGGUGUGACGCCAGGUGUCACAGCAGCACAGACUAGCGAUGGGGGAAGGAACUGCAGCAAAGACUGUCUCCAAUGGCAACGGGCGGACGUUCUGCAGAGCAACAGCAGUUUCCACGUACCUGUGGCGCACCUAGCGGGGCUGACGGGACUGCAGGAGCCGCCUAGUCAAGCAGGCUCCAUCUCCACUAUUCGCGACUGGCAAGUGGACCCCGGCGGUUCGUCGGCCUGGGCGCACGGCAUGGACGUCACCUCCCGCCAAAAUAUAGUCGUACCGCUCACGGGAUACUACUACGUCUACAACCAGCUGCAGUUCCGGCAAACCUCACAAGGCGGCGCCGAUGAGCAGACCCUCCACCUCACCCAUAUCGUGUUACGGCAAAGCGGCUCCUCGGCCGUAGCAUCGAGGCUUCUGAUUGGACGCGCCACCAAGAAGGUUUCCUCCCAAGACGGCUCUUGGUACCGCACGUCUUACGUGGGCGGAGUCUUCCUCCUCAAGGCAGGAGACGUCUUAUAUGUGGAUGUGACGAACUUUGACAAGGUGAACCCACAGGAGUCAGGGACAUACUUCGGGGCUUACCUUGUGUCUCUGUAAGAACUGUAGAGCUUUAGGCCACUCAAGUUCAAAUUCCUUCUUCCUACAACUGCCAUAGACUGGAGCUUUUCGCCACCAAGUACAACAGAAGUAGCCUCUACCAGGCUCCGUGGAUCGGUAGAAUCAUUAUCCUCAGUCACCAC
Molecule: messenger RNA, 1099 nt
Organism: Branchiostoma floridae (Florida lancelet)
Lineage: Eukaryota; Metazoa; Chordata; Leptocardii; Amphioxiformes; Branchiostomatidae
Product: tumor necrosis factor-like
Exons: 4
Coding region: 96-956 (286 amino acids)
Biological process (GO): immune response
Cellular component (GO): membrane
Molecular function (GO): tumor necrosis factor receptor binding
Source: RefSeq, a predicted model, not a curated record